GACCAGGAACACGGAAGUGUUUGAAGAGUGUACACUGGCGAGACCAGCCACAAUCUGAAGGAGAAAGACAGUGGCUACAUCCGAACUGUCUCUUCAUCCCCAGAAGGAUGGUGAGCAGACGGUGGACUUUUAACAGUGUCUAAUUGUUAUUUAAUACCUGGAAUAAAGACAUUGGUUUUACUGUAUGGAGGGAUGUUAUACACCAAAACUGCUUCAUAAAGCUAGACUUGUUUUUGUAACUAUAGUGUCCCUUAAAAUAUGAAUGUAAAACUAAGGUAAAAAUAGCUUGCAACCAUAGCUGAGUUUGAGAAUUCUUUAAUGUCAGCCUUAUCAGAUUAAGGUAAACUUUGAUCUUGGAUUAGAUACUAGAUUAAAUUGAUGUUAGAUUUAAUGUAAUCUCACACAAUUAAAGUUAGUAGCCAAGUUUGGGUUACAUAAUUACAAUAUGCAGACACUAUGCAGAAAUGUAUUUGAAGUUACUUAGAGAAACUUUCCAUUUAAAAAAAAUUACUUUGACAAAAACAGGUCUCAAUUUAAAUGUUUAAUGCUCUUAAGCUGAAUGUCAUGCUUCAAUGAUAUUUUUUCUCCUUACAUUUCUGCUUUGUUCACACCUUUGUUAGCAGCUUGUAAAAGUUAACUAAGCGUCACUAUCAUGUUUUGUCUUGUUUCAGAUUAUGCAUGAGAAUCAUAGCAUCACUUACAAGAUACACGUGAAUCCUUUUUCAUCUAUCAG
Pelobates cultripes (western spadefoot toad) is the source of this 733-nucleotide messenger RNA. The record is from the annotation of a GenBank genome assembly. Lineage: Eukaryota; Metazoa; Chordata; Amphibia; Anura; Pelobatidae.